This is a messenger RNA of Protopolystoma xenopodis, 390 nucleotides long. Lineage: Eukaryota; Metazoa; Platyhelminthes; Monogenea; Polystomatidea; Polystomatidae. The record is from the annotation of a GenBank genome assembly.
CGCAGAAUUGCAGUGCCCUCACCGGUCUUAAUCGUCCAACCCGCUUUUCCCACCACCGGCUUGUGCAAACACACAUGCUACUCCCAACACCCUCUCAACACACCCACAAACACACACACACACACUCUCACAGGCGCACACAAACACACCCUUACGACCAGUCUGUGUGUACCCAGCCUUGGUGGUGCCGGCCUGCAAUACCGGAUCGGCGAGAUUCCCACCUCAAGACAGUCUUUUGCCCCACGAGGCCGAUGGUCGGUGUCGUCUUGCAGCCCGUUUACACGAGCCGCUCUCUCGUCCAGCCAAGAUUCGGCCAAAGUGCGUCCAGUUCCCUCGAAUCAUUGUCAACACCACGGCAUGGAGCUGAUGCCCAUUAGGGCCCGGGUUUGA